Eupeodes corollae is the source of this 1484-nucleotide messenger RNA. It is a transcript of the gene Bap55, whose product is annotated as actin-like protein 6B. The record is from RefSeq and is a predicted model, not a curated record. Gene Ontology annotation, molecular function: chromatin binding. Gene Ontology annotation, biological process: regulation of transcription by RNA polymerase II; nervous system development. Gene Ontology annotation, cellular component: SWI/SNF complex; NuA4 histone acetyltransferase complex. The coding region runs from base 131 to 1411 and encodes 426 amino acids. The transcript is spliced from 2 exons. NCBI's taxonomy places the organism in Eukaryota, Metazoa, Arthropoda, Insecta, Diptera, Syrphidae.
GUUUGAUCUGAAAAAUUGCAUUUUGGUUUGGAUUUUGCAAGCCAUCGAUGGACGCUGAUUUUAUUAUUCACAAAUAAAACUAUUUUAACAAUUCAAUUCCACUUAACCAAGAAUUAAACACUAAUUUAAAAUGAGCGCUGGAAAUAUGUUAUACGGUGGCGAUGAAAUCGGAGCUCUAGUGUUCGAUCCUGGCCAUCAUUCUUUGCGUGUUGGUUAUGCCCAAGAGGAUACACCAAAAGCCGAAAUCCCAUCGGUUGUAGGAGUAGGGCCUGAAGAUCCCGAGACAUCAACGGACUUGGAAACAAAAAGUGAUAACAACAUCACUCAGAACAAUAAUGACGCCAGAAAAUAUUAUGUGGACACCACGUACGUGAAUGUUCCUCGGGCUAACAUGGAAAUCCAGACAUACAUGAAGGACGGGAUGAUCGAUAAUUGGGAUCUCUUUGAAAAGGUCAUCGACUACACGUACUCGAAGGUCAUUCAAUCCGAACCCGAAUACCAUCCGGUUCUGUUCUCGGAGGCUUCGUGGAACGUUCGCAACAAUCGCGAGAAACUCACCGAACUGAUGUUCGAGAAGUACAACGUGCCAGCUUUCUUUUUGGUAAAGAACGCCGUCCUGGCUGCAUUUGCCAGCGGCCGUGCGUCUGCCCUAGUCGUCGACAGUGGCGCUACCCACACCUCUGCUGUGCCAGUUCACGAAGGGUUUGUUCUCUCGCAGGCCGUUGUUAAGUCCCCUCUUGGCGGAGACUAUCUUUCACUCCAGUGCAGACAGUAUUUGGAAGCCCAGGGAAUUGACCUAACUCCGGUGUACAAAGUUGCGGCCAAGGACGUGGUCAAAGAACGAGAUAAUGCCCGCUGCACUUUGCGGAAGCUCCCAGACAACUUGACACCGUCUUGGCAGAACUACAUGCUGAAGAGCUUGUUGCAAGACUUCCAAAUGAACAUCUUGCAGGUGCUGGAGAAUCCCUAUGACGAACGGGUAGCUGCACAAAUACCCUCAGUCCAUUACGAGUUUCCCAACGGGUACCAUCAGGAAUUCAGCUCCGAGAGGUUCAAGUUGGCCGAGAGCUUAUUUGAUCACACUAUGCUGGGCGCCGGCCAGCUCGCUUCAACGAGUGUGGGAAUGUGCGACGCCGACGUUAGGCUGUCCCUCUUCGGGUCAGUUGUCGUCACCGGGGGCAACACCCUGCUGCAGGGAUUCCCCGAGCGGCUGAACAGAGACCUCCAACACCGAGCGCCUUCCAACACUCGAUUGAAGAUGAUUUCGGCAAACGGCAGCGUAGAACGAAGGUUCGGCGCAUGGAUUGGAGGGUCGAUUCUGGCCAGCAUUGGAACAUUCCAGCAAAUGUGGAUCUCGUCGCAGGAGUAUGAGGAAUCUGGCAAGAGCCAAGUCGAGCGCAAAUGCCCUUAAAUUCAUGUUUUUUCUCUUCCAUAAACCAAUUUAUUUCUUAAACAUUAAAAUAUAAACCUUUUUUGUGUACAAA